Messenger RNA from Cimex lectularius (bed bug), 1480 nucleotides. RefSeq names its product N-acetylneuraminate lyase-like. Lineage: Eukaryota; Metazoa; Arthropoda; Insecta; Hemiptera; Cimicidae. The coding region runs from base 483 to 1289 and encodes 268 amino acids. Gene Ontology annotation, molecular function: 4-hydroxy-tetrahydrodipicolinate synthase activity; N-acetylneuraminate lyase activity. Gene Ontology annotation, biological process: N-acetylneuraminate catabolic process. The record is from RefSeq and is a predicted model, not a curated record. The transcript is spliced from 9 exons.
AUGUCCAAGGACAAGUUUUUUUCCCUAAGAUUUUUAGAAGAGAAAUAAAAUAAAGUAAAACAAAAAACAAAAAAAUAUGAUCAUUAUUGUUUACACCUUGAGGUAAAUUACAUGUACAGUAGUCUCAUUUCACCCAUUCAACGAACACACAAAAGUCUCAAGAUAAAAGGGUAAAUAUGUAAGUGUUUGGUUACAUAAUCGACGGUUCAUUCGGUUUUAUCUCCUUCCUGGGUAUCAGCUAGCUUUGUUCUACUCUUGCAUUUCUAACAUCACUGUCAAGCUUUUCUCUCUGGUGAAAUGGUUCUGAGUUUCAAAUUCAGAGGUUCCAUGGCUCCGGUGUUCACACCGUUCACCCAGAGCCUUGAAAUCAACUUUGAUAUAAUUGAACCUUAUGCCAAGUUUCUUCACGAUGCAGGGGUUAAAGGGAUUUUAGUGUAAUCGAAUCCUCUGCAGUUGGUGGAACGACAGGAGAAGGCGUAUCCAUGACACUGGUGGAAAGGAAGACAGUGGCCGAAGUUUGGUUGAACACUUGCAAAAGGCUAGGGCAGACCGUUAUGGUCCAGGUCGGAGGGGCUUCUCUUGUUGAAGUCGUUGCACUUGCAAAACAUGCGGAGGAAAUGAAAGCCGAUGCAAUACUCUGCCUCCCUGAACUGUUUUUCAGGCCAAAGACGAUCACUGAUUUAAUCCAGUAUCUUUAUUAUGUAUCAAAAGGGGCUCCGAACACACCACUUUUAUAUUAUCAUAUCCCAUCUUUUACCGGAGUAAACUUGGACAUGGCGCAAUUUCUGGAGAAAGGAAGGGACACAAUUCCCACCUUGGCUGGUAUAAAAUUCACAGACACUGAUUUGGAAGAAGGAGCUCGCUGCAUUAAAGAAGCGGGCAAUGACAUGGUGGUCUUCCUCGGUGCCGAUCAACUUAUUAGUGCAGCUUCAGUGUUAGGAUUUGACUCUCUGAUAGCGACAACACUAAACCUUUGGCCAUACAUGCACGAUCAGAUUCUCAACAAUGCCAAACUUGACAGAUUCAGAGAAAUGAGCGAGAUGCAGUAUAGACUAUCCGAAUGGGUUCAGAUAAUAACGAAACAAGGUUCUUGGGUACCGGCGAUGAAAAUGGCCAUGAAGGUUAUAACCGGCUUGGACAUGGGACCGGUCCGGCCGCCUCUAAUUUCUCUAGAAUCGAACCAAGUCCAGGAGAUGAUCAACGAAUUAGAAACAGUUUGCAAAAAGGCAUGCAACCUAUGCGUUUAUCAAGAGUCGAAAUAUUUGCGCCCUCCAAGAAGCCGGAUAUAGCUUCUAAAAUCUUACAACAUAAAAAAAUAUAACAUUAAUGACAAUCUUAUUUUCAGAAUGUUUCUGGACCACUAUAAUUAAUCACAAUAAACCAAUUAUGGAUUUUUUAAAAUAAACAAGGACAUCCAGAAACAGCACAAGACUGUUGUCAACAUAGCUAUACAAUAAAGCAAUAUUACAUAAAUCAUUAA